Messenger RNA from Galendromus occidentalis (western predatory mite), 2492 nucleotides. RefSeq lists its product as uncharacterized. The transcript has 9 exons. Gene Ontology annotation, molecular function: actin filament binding. Gene Ontology annotation, biological process: actin cytoskeleton organization. The coding region runs from base 1 to 2313 and encodes 770 amino acids. The record is from RefSeq and is a predicted model, not a curated record. NCBI's taxonomy places the organism in Eukaryota, Metazoa, Arthropoda, Arachnida, Mesostigmata, Phytoseiidae.
AUGUGCAAAGCUUACAGCAUCGAUCUUGGCAAAGUCCGCCGGAGAUCGUCGACAGGCCGAAGAAUGUCUCGGCUUCUGUGCGACGACGGAAUGUGCUCUCCAUCCUUUGUCGGGACCGAAUUCCAAAGCGAUAUCGAGGGUUUGGAGAGCAAACUUUUUGUGUUUUGUGCGGUGGAUUUGGUGGCGCGUUAUCUCUUCAAACUCGAGGAUAUGCUCACGGUUCUCGAGAACUAUCGAGUAAUGUUGGUGGCUCGAGUGCGAAUCCUUUUGGAGUGGAUUCUCCAAGCCUGCAUGCACCCUGCAUCGGUCUGUUCCCUGCGAGACCUUCAGGAGUGGUUCAUCGUAUGGAAGUGCUAUUUCGCGAACCUGCUCUCGUUCAACAACAAGGAGAAAGACGAGAAACUCCUCGACUGGGUUCGUUCUAGAGUGGAUAAAAUCGAGAUCGAGAAUUUCUCGUCCUCAUGGAGAAGUGGUGUUCUCCUGUGCGCACUCGUCGAUUCGAUCGUGCCCGGCUCGUGUCCCCGAUACGAUUUGCUGAACGAGGAGAAUCGGUUGGGUAACGCUCAGCUCGCGGUUCAGCUCCUGGAAAAGCUCAGCAUCAAAUCGUUCCUCACCGCUCAAGAGCUGGCCGAUGAUGAUGCCGACAUCGAGAAACCCCUCAAAGCUCUCUUGACUCAACUGAGAAUGACAGCUGCAAAGAGGAGACUCCGUCACGCAUUGAAAAGCCCCUCGGAUGACGCGAGUGCACCUCAAAACUCGGAAUUCUUCGCUAAAGGGAUGGGUCUGAUCUUCGCCGUCAAAGGACGGAAGGCGAGCUUCAACAUAUUCCGCAGAGGACAACGGGCAUUCUCGUUCGUUAUCGAGAUCCAAGGACCCGACGGCACUCUUGGUUCUGCCCUGAUAACACACAAAUCAGUCCGUAACCAGGCAUCCAACAGCAAACUGAAGCGUCAACUCAGUUCCGAAUCCAAGAAAAUCGCCAUCGACUAUUCAUUGACGGAUGAAAUGAUCUCCGUUUUCUAUACUCCUGUCACGAGCGGGAAACACACCCUGAACAUCGUCUCGCAAGGCCAACAUAUCCUCCGUAGUCCCUACGACGUAUCGGUCGACUGUAACACGACCGAAGUGACGGCCAGGGUCGUGGAGACACUUUUCCGUCCCAAGAAGAGCGCUCUCCAGAAAUUGGGGAGGCGUUUCAGCGGGACGAGUCUGUUGGCGUCUCGACUCCAGGAGACCGAGGUCGCAGUGCCCUUCCCAAAUGUGGAAGCCACGGGCAAAGUUGUCGCGCGCAGGGUCAUCAAAAGAACUAUCCUGAAUGGAGACAACAACAUCGUGGUUCCUGGGGACGACGAGCGCGCACUCGUCAAAGCACUGAAGGACAUCUCGAACCUCAAUCCCGAAAACCGCGAGAGACUCCGACAGGAACGCUCAUUCAUCUUGAGACCUGUGUCAGAACUCCGAAACCCCCAUGUCAACAAACUUCGAUUUCAAAUGGUCCGGACCGUUUCGGAAAUUUCUGAGAGGUCAUCCACCGACGAGGGAUCGCCGCUCCAAAGAGAGUCUUCGUUAGAGAUGUUCACAUCUUCCGGGGCCCGGAGCGAGCAGGACAAGAAUAUGCUCGAAGCGAAUCCCCCCGAGGCGACAGUAGAGAGCGUGACCCCGUUGAGGAACGUGCCUCCGAAACCGCGGAGACUGAGUCUCGAAACUGUCGCGGAGCAAGUCGACCACGACAAUCGUGUCCCUCCUCAGCCUCCAAUCGGGGGAAACCCUCGAACAGGGGAUGAGAACAACAAUCCGAAAUUCGAUCUAGUGCAUGAUCAUGAGUUUCUCAUCAGAAAAAGGAACGUUACCCUCAACAUAGUCAAUGAGAAUCCUUACGUACCAAAGACUAAUCAUAUGCUCCAAACCUACCGACAAUCCUCCCACGAUGCGUUGACGGAGAAAUCGGCCAACGAUCGGAGGCUCCUAUAUCAGAUGGAAGCAAAGAGUCAGCGGUUUCGGAGCAGCUGGGACUUCAUCCCGGAAAAGUGUCACGUGGACGUGGAGAAUGAUUCACGGAAAAAGCGGACGUUCUCGAGAGAAGGCCACUUCGGUUCGGGUGACGAAGGCGACGAUAGAAUGAGCGAGAUCGAUGGUGACGUCAAAGCUCUGCCGGUCGCAUCGGUGCUAGAGAAGUUCACGCGGUUUUCCCCGACCACUUCGCCCGAGUGCUCCACUUCGGGAUCCUCCAACGGGAGUGAGGCCUCAGGACCUCGAACGACUUUCGGUAUGGUGUCAGGAUCCUCCGGGAACGGCUUCCUGCACGGAUACUGAUUUCGAAAUCAAGCCAAACAAAGUCAUGAACCCUCGACCCUCUCGAGAGUUCACAUUGUUCUGCGCACCCAUCCUUCGUUUUGCUUCAGACACAUUCCGCAUUGCUCUUUUGAGUUCUAUUGUGUUCUAUUUAUUUCUGAGUUUCGUCGUGUCGGCCAGUCUCUAGUCAGGCGAGCACA